Molecule: messenger RNA, 2274 nt
Organism: Lates calcarifer (barramundi perch)
Lineage: Eukaryota; Metazoa; Chordata; Actinopteri; Centropomidae
Gene: soat2
Product: sterol O-acyltransferase 2
Biological process (GO): cholesterol efflux; cholesterol metabolic process
Cellular component (GO): endoplasmic reticulum membrane
Molecular function (GO): cholesterol O-acyltransferase activity; fatty-acyl-CoA binding; cholesterol binding
Source: RefSeq, a predicted model, not a curated record
GGCAAAGUGCAAAGUAACAGCUGAGGAAAGGAGAGGACACCAGGCACGAGAACUGUGACACAGACUUACUUAAACACACUCCAGCAACUCUCUCAGCAGGAAACAUUGACUGAAACAGUGCAACUCACCCUGUGGACCACUGACUGAGCCCGAGGCGAGAAGACUGUGAGAUAGUCCAGUGUGCUGUGCCCUGCUCCAGUGGUAACCAUGACGACUGCAGAGCCUCCAAAUGGACUGUGCCACCGAAACAUCAAGGCCCGUCAGUCAGAGGAGCUCUCCUCUCAUGUUUGGAGCCGUGAUAAUGUGCAGGAGGACGAUCUGAGACAGUGGCAGAGACAUGCACAGAAAGUGAAGGUAAAAGUCCUGGAGCAGGUCCAGGAUCAGCUCAGUGAUAUUCUAGACAAAGCUCUGACUGAGUCCGUCCAGCCGUUCACCCACAUCCAGCCGCCUGUAAACGGAAAGAAGACAAAAAAGCCGCCAUCCAGAUCUCAGAAAAUGGAUGAUGGCAAAGUGUUUAUGGACAGAGCGUCACUGUUGGAUGAACUGUUUGAGAUCAGUCACAUCAGAACCAUCUACCACAUGUUCCUCGCCGUCCUCCUCAUCUUCUGCCUGAGCACGCUGGCUGUCGACUACAUCGACCAGGGCAGGUUGGUCUUGGAGUUUGACCUGCUUUUCUUUGCCUUUGGGAAGCUGGGGACAGUCACCUGGGCCUGGGGGGUGAUGUUUGUCUACACCCUGCUCGUUCCCUACUACGCCCUGGUGCUCUGGGGCACGUUGUACCACAGCUCCCCCUCCAAGCUGGGGCUGUCUCUGGGGACGGGGCUGAUCCUGUCUGCCGUACAGACCUGUGUUCUGGGACUGUUCCCCAUCUACGUGGUCGUUCACAACCAGCUGCCGCCAGCGUCGCGCUUCAUCGUGAUACUGGAGCAGAUUCGAUUCCUGAUGAAGAGCUACUCCUUCAUAAGAGAAACGGCUCCUGUUGUGAUGAAGAAUACGCCAAAGGAAGGAAAAAGUCCCAGAUUUCCAACGUUUUCCAGCUAUCUGUACUUCCUCUUCUGUCCAACUCUCAUCUACAGGGAGUCAUACCCCCGAAAUACUCACAUAAGAUGGAAGUAUGUCGGCGUUACUCUUGGCAUGAUCCUGGGCUGCCUGUUUUACGGAUACUUUAUCCUGGUGCGCCUCUGUGUGCCCGUCUUCAGACCCGAGACCAACCAGCCCUUCAGUAAACGGACUAUGGUUCUGGCCGUGUUCCACUCAAUAUUACCAGGUAUAAUGCUCCUUCUGUUGUGUUUCUUCGCCUUCCUGCACUGCUGGCUCAACCUCUUCGGGGAGCUGCUGUGUUUUGCUGACAGAAUGUUCUACAAGGACUGGUGGAACUCUACAUCCUUCGCCAACUAUUACCGAACCUGGAACGUGGUGGUUCACGACUGGCUGUAUUACUAUGGAUACAGAGACUUCCUCUGGCUGUCGAAGAGGAAAUUCCGAGCAGCUGCCAUGCUCUCCGUGUUCAUCGUCUCCGCUGUCGUCCAUGAGUACGCCUUGGCCAUGGGCUUCGGCUUCUUCUACCCCGUCAUGUUCUGCCUCUUUGCUGUCUUUGGAGUGGUGUUCAAUUUUACCAUGAACGACAAGCGUCAGAGCCCCGUGUUCAAUGUCAUCAUGUGGGCGUGUCUCUUCCUCGGCCAGGGCGUCCAGGUGUGUCUGUACUGCCAGGAGUGGUACGCCCAGAUACACUGCCCACGGAAAGGGAACAGUUUCUGGGAGCUGGUGACGCCUCGAUCCUGGUCCUGCAGCUACCAGAGCUGAAGCUGCCUUUUGUCCAGGGCUGGAGGGAUGAAGGAUGAAGAGGUGAUGGACUAAACGUCGACGAAAGCAUCGGAAGGAAAACUGUAAAUAUUAGGGGUGUAUCGGUUCCCAAACCAGGACUGAAACCGCGACACAUGAGUCCACUAUCUUGUAGACAGAUCCACAAUACGACCCCCCAGGCUAGCUGUUUCCCCCCGUCUUCAGUCUUUAUGCUAAGCUAAGCUAAUUGCCUCCCAGCACAAUCUCCACAUUCAGUGUCUUCUAAAGUUCAGGGGGGAAAUGUGUACUGUAUAUAUUUUUCACAAGUUCUAAUCUAAUGCUUUAAAUUAUUAAAUGUAUUUAAAUAUUGAAUAAUGAGCCCUCAAGGCCUCAGACCAAAGAACAAUUUAUUGUAGAAUAAAAUGUGUAAUUAAUUUUUAUUGCUGCUGUGUUUGUAUUAAAGCUAGACAUGGUUACAAACCCUGAAUGAAA